AUGGAAAUAUGUGCAUUUAGUCUGAGAAGUUCAAAUUCUCCUGAACUAAACAAGAAAAAUAAAAAAGUUGUUAAAAUGUGGACAAAACAAGAAGAUAAAUUAUUACUUGAAGGAAUUGCAAAAUAUGGAAGUAAGAAUAGUUGGGAUAAAAUAGCUAUUAUGAUUCCUGGAAGAAAUAGAAAACAAUGUAGAGAACAUUUUCUUAAUAAAUUUAAUAAUAUAAAACAUAGACCAUGGACUAUUGAAGAAGAUAAUGAAAUAUUAAUAAGAAGAAAAGAAUUUGGAAAUAGAUGGACUCAAAUUGCAACAUUUCUUGAUGGUAGAUCUCCAAAUGAUGUAAAAAAUCGUUUUUUUGGGAGACUAAAAUAUCAAAUAACUAAAGAAUUAAAACAAAAUCCUCUUAGUGUUUUUAAGCCAUUAGAUCAUUCACUAUUCUGUGUAAUAUAA
Messenger RNA from Entamoeba dispar SAW760, 447 nucleotides. Its product is annotated as transcription factor WEREWOLF, putative. NCBI's taxonomy places the organism in Eukaryota, Evosea, Mastigamoebida, Endamoebidae. The transcript has a single exon. Gene Ontology annotation, molecular function: RNA polymerase II cis-regulatory region sequence-specific DNA binding; DNA-binding transcription factor activity, RNA polymerase II-specific. The record is from RefSeq and is a predicted model, not a curated record. Bases 1 to 447 code for a protein of 148 amino acids. Gene Ontology annotation, biological process: regulation of DNA-templated transcription. Gene Ontology annotation, cellular component: nucleus.